Molecule: messenger RNA, 2607 nt
Organism: Ruditapes philippinarum (Manila clam)
Lineage: Eukaryota; Metazoa; Mollusca; Bivalvia; Venerida; Veneridae
Product: solute carrier family 28 member 3-like
Exons: 11
Coding region: 98-1966 (622 amino acids)
Biological process (GO): nucleoside transmembrane transport
Cellular component (GO): membrane
Molecular function (GO): nucleoside:sodium symporter activity
Source: RefSeq, a predicted model, not a curated record
AAAGGAUAUAAACUGCAGUAAACAUUCGUUGCAUGUUAGUACAUAAAUUAUAAUUUUGUACCGUGAUUUUAUUAAAGUGGCGUACAUGUAAUUAGAAAUGGAGUUAAAAGAAGUUAUAACUGAGAUUCCGACAGUAGCGGCAAAGCUUCACGAUGACGAGGACUUGAGGGGCAUUAAUUGUCAUCAAACAGGUCAGAACAACGGCACAGUUAGAUCUAGAGUUAGUACGUUAAAAUUCUCGAACAAAACUAAUCACAUGAUGAACAUAACGCGAAGAACAAAAACGUGCGUUGACGCCAAUUUCGAUAAGAUUAUCGUACUAGGAAAAGUCGUGCUGGUUUUAGGUUAUUUUGUAUAUUUUGGUUUUGCACUGGCCUAUCAUAUCGGUGAUGAGGGAUCUUGGAGACUUGUUUGGUGUACAGCUUUAGGAGUAUGGAUAGCAUGCUGGGGACUACUGAAAAGGACAAAAUGUUAUACCGGUUGGUCAUUAGCCGUCGACAAAUUGUUUGCCGAGUAUUCGAAAGGGAGGCGAAGCUCUAUAUUUAGAUGGUGUUUGUAUUUCUUGAUGACAGCAUUUAUGGUUGUAUAUUUGAUACUAUUUGUGGCGAUAAAGACACCGGAAAAUCUCAAAUCUCUAAUUGGACUUUUUGUUUUUCCUUUUUUGAUGUUUCUAUAUUCUAAUAAUAGACGGAAGAUAAAUUGGCACACCAUUUACUGGUCGAUGGCUUUGCAAUUCGUUAUGGCAUUACUAAUUUUGAAGACGACUUGGGGUGCAAGUGCUAUACAAUGGUGCGGGGCUAGACUCAAAUCGUUAGUCGCGAACGGAAAGGCUGGAAGUGUAUUCAUAUUUGGUGAAAAAUAUGUAGACCAUCCAUUUGCAUUUGGCUCAAUGGUACAGGGUUUCGUAGUUAUCAUCGGCAUGUCCGUUUUAACCUACCUUGGGGUCAUCAAGUACAUUGUAGAAACUCUUGGUAGGGCACUUUCAUUCUGUAUAGGAACAUCUCCUUCCGAAGGAAUCAACGCAGUUGGUAAUAUGUUCUUGCACGUGCCUGAAUCUGUUAUGCUUAUACAAGAGUACUUACCGGAAAUGACGCCAUCACAGUUGUUCGUGACGUACGCAGGUGGCAUGGCAACCGUAGGUGGAUUGUCGUUAGUUAUAUUUAUGUCAUCAGGGGUUCCUGCCGCCCCACUUGUUGCUGCUUCAGCAAUGUCGGCACCAGCAGCUCUUGCCGCGGCAAAAUUGUGUUUUCCUUCACAUGAUGAAGAAGAGGUCCCUGUUCCAGCAGAAGACAAUAAUGAUACAAAGAAAGUCGCUUUUCUAAGACACCCUAAAUCUUUAAUGGACGCUAUCAUUCUCGGAAUUAAUCAGGGCGUGGCACUUGUUGUGCAGGCUGUUGCUUUCAUCAUGUCUUUCAUCAUCAUACUUGAGUUUGUCAACAACACAUUGACCUGGUUCGGUGAAAGAAUUGGUGUGGAAAAUAUGACUAUACAGUUUAUAUUUUCCUAUGUAUUUUAUCCGUUUGCAUUUCUAAUGGGGGCAAGGCCAGAAGAUUGUUUGUUCAUCGGGGAACUUUUAGGAAUACGGACCUUCAGUUUAGCUAUUGUGGCAUAUCCGAAGUUGGGUCCAAUAAUGAAGAAUGGCGUUGCCUAUAGAUCUUACAUAGCUGAAAGUGUAAACAAUACGUGGACGGCUGUUGGUAACGACAUAGUUCUAGAUAAAUUAAAUCAGACGUUAGUUGGCGGUGUUAUAGAUCCAAGAUCAGAAAUUAUUGCAACAUACGCCUUGUGCGGCUCAGCCUCGUUUGCAAUCAUGGGUCUUAUUAUAGGCUCAUUUGGAGUAAUUGUUCCAAACAGAAUAGGGGAAAUAACGAAUCAUAUUUUCAGGGCUAUGAUCGCUGGAACCGUGGCAAGUUAUCUCACUGCAUGUUUUGCAGGUUUAUUGUACGAGGAAGACUUGAAUGCAUAAUACUGAAAACUCAUUCGGUGAAAAUGCGAACAGUAUCAUACAUAAUCAUAUAACAUAAUACGAUAAAGUGAUAGUGUAAAUCACAAAUGCCAAAUUCAAUUCACACCAGCAGGUGUCAAGUGCCGUGUGGUAGCUGUAAAAAUUGUCCUAUACUUCACUUCAGUGUUGUUAUAUUUUUGUGGUACUUCGGGAUCAUUGAUUACAGAAAAUUGAAUACCGCUCAAGCCGGUGCUAAUGGGGCGUGAGGGAUGUUGCACUUUUUCAUUAUCCCUCACGCGCAGACUCAAUCAAAUCGGGACAGCAAUUUUUAUAUUAUUUGGUUGUGAGUUAUGCUUCCGAGGGAUCACACUUUUUCCAAAUUUAAUUCUAGAAAAUGCAUAUCAACAAACUGACAAAAAUUACGGCGGCCAUUGUCCGUGCAACCAUUUCAUACAUAAUCAUCAAAUUUAUGAAACGCAUUACCAUUUUUAAUCUCACAAAUCAACGAUGUCAACAUUUUGUUUCGAAAAACGCAUACAUUUAUUUAUAAUCUGAAAUGUCUCAUAUUUUAUCUUUCUUCACUUCAAACACUUGUUCGAAAUGUUAAAAUUCUUUAUUCUCAAUAAUCAGCGGCUAAAAGAUAAAUAAAAAAGAUUAAUCAA